Acanthoscelides obtectus is the source of this 2711-nucleotide messenger RNA. The record is from the annotation of a GenBank genome assembly. NCBI's taxonomy places the organism in Eukaryota, Metazoa, Arthropoda, Insecta, Coleoptera, Chrysomelidae.
AUUGGUUUUAUACUAAUAAGUUUCUUCCCAUAGGCAGUUUGACCUUCUACUUCUAGUCUUCGUAGCAUAAGUUUACGCGAUACAAAAAAAGAAUUAUUACCUUGAAAUUUCGUAACCUCAGCAUAUACCCCGCCUCAAACACAACCGUUACUAAGGUUGCGUGAGCUCGCAGUCUAUAUAUUUUUAGUAUUAUUUUGUGAUCACAGUCCGAGUUCAGCCCACAUCAUGAAUGUCGAUAUCUAUACCCAGUAUUUGUAAUGCUGGUUGCCGGAGCGUGUUAGUGACGUGUUAAAAUCAUGCCAGCUGUAGCUGUCAAAAUGAUCUAACCCUACUCCUGUAGAUACUCUAGUGAUGCAUGUAAUUUCUAAUAAUACUCAUCUAGAUCCUACAAGUAAAAUUGAAUGAUAGAUUCCUAUAGAAAGGCGAGAACAUGUACAGCCCCCAGGGAUUUGGGGGGUUCCCAGAUCAACCCUCUACCAUCAGCCCAGAAGUGCAACAGUGGUUUCAAUCCGUUGAUAAGGACAGAUCUGGCCAAAUCUCUUGGGAGGAACUCCAAGCUGCUUUGGUUAAUGGCAGAGGAGAACAUUUCUCCCCAACAUGCUGCAAACUGAUGAUAGGGAUGUUUGACAAGGACAAAACAGGCACGAUUGGCAUCAACGAGUUCCAAAUGUUGUACAAUUACAUCAACCAGUGGUUGACAGUAUUCAAGAACUAUGACCGAGACCAAUCUGGAAGUAUUGAAGAACAAGAGUUGACUAUGGCCUUUCAACAAAUGGGAUUUAGGUUUUCUGAAGAGUUCAUGAAGUUUUUAAUUGCCAGAGCGGAUUUGAAAAACCAUAAGCAGAUUUCUGUGGAUCAGUUCAUCACACUGUGUGUGCAGAUCCAGAGGUUUACGGAGGCCUUCAAAGUUAAAGACACUGAGAGGACGGGUGUUAUUACAUUAGGGUUUGAAGAAUUUAUCAGUAUUGCCCUCAGCAGCUCUGUGUAAUUUUAUAAUUGCAGCAUUGAUUGAAUUUUUUCUUCACGCUGUAAGGUUCCAUAUAGCUUUAGUUUUGUCAGCUAAGCUAAAUUAUAUUUUUGUACGUGAGGUAAUAUUUAAGAAUAACUUGAAAUGUGUAGAUGCCACUGAUGGAUGUUUAUUGUUUCAGCUUGCUUUGAACAUUAAAUUUUUGUCAAGGUGUUUCCAUGUAAAAGUGUAUUUGUAGUAUUUACAGUAUUUAAACAAUUUCCAUACUAGAUAUCAUUUUAUUAACUGUCAACUACAAAAAAUGUAGCUAUUUAGCAAAUUUUUUUCAAUAUUUGCAUUGAUCGAGAUGAGGAGCUUUACAAAGUGAUUAUUUAUAAAUAUGUCUUUCCCAGUCAGUCCUAUUCAAGUUGUUUUGUAGUCUAUGUUAUAUAUUUUAUACCAAGAGAUGUGUUUCUUUUAUUAAUACUUGUUCAACAAUUGAUCCAAUACAUUCAUCAUAUUUGUAUUUGGUGUGUCAAUAAAUAGCAUACUGAUAGUUGGUAAUCCAUAUAGUGACAUUCCUUUAGGAUAAUCCACAGACUCAUUUUUAUUCAUUAUUUUGGGAUGUUUCAAGUCCAUUAGGUAUUGGUGGCAUAUGCUUCCAGAAACUGCUUAAGCACCCCUCUUCAAUUACCAGCGUUUUAAUUUAUAUCAAUAGUAUGACGAGAGAAAGGUCACUUUAUCAAGGACUUUGGUCUGUGCACAUCCAGCAAUCUUUUUUUUAAAAACUUUUAUCGAGCAGUAUUAGACAAAUUACUUAGUAAUUGAUUGCUAGUUAACAAUACCAAGGCACCCUUUCAACUGACGUACUUCCUCCCCUUUUAUCUUUUCACUUCCUUUCUUUCUCUCUGACAUGAUCUGGUAUCUGAACACCCUAACCUGACAAACCUAAUGACAUACAAUACUUUAACCAAGAGCAAAUUAAUGUCCAAUAGACAGCUCUGACGGACAAUGACGAAUAGAUUAGAAUUGGAAUUCCAAUUAUUAUGUAAUAACCUUUUAUUGCACCGCUCAAUAAAAACUUACAAAUGUCAUUACAUAAAAUGCUUCAAAUAGAUGAUGUGUCAAGAAAGUACAAAUACAUUUAGUUAAAUGUGUCACGUGUUUUCAAUAGCGUUAAUUCUAAGCACUACGGGAACACUGGUACAAGGCAAUAUGGCAAUUUCAGUAACAACGGCAGUAACAAAAUCUGGCGGGGUGACGUCAUACAGCAGAUUUAAAGGAGUGAGCUUGUUGUUUUCUUUCCAUUUACUCAACGGGCUUGGAUCUUCUGUAUUGGGAAUUUUGCUCAGCAAAUCCGGGUCACCUAAAAAAGUUUCAGCUUGAACAUAUAAUAGAUAUUAUAAAGGUUACCUUAAUUGUGGCACUUUAGGAAGAUUCAUUUCUAAACGAAUUGAUUUUCAUAUUUAUUUUCCAAGGUGUCUGCCAAAAAACGUUCCAUUAUGCCCUAGAAAUGUCUUAGCUAUGUUUUUAACGCCACGCCGGUCACGAAAGCGAGGUGUUAUCAGUGUAACAUGAGUAUGUUUAUAAUUCCAGCAUAUGUUUCUUUAAGGCAACAUACUGUAAUGGAAAAAAGUAUAUAGACAAAUUAAUAUUGUGCUGUAUUUCUUUUUUAACUUGUUUUAUUAAUACACCAACCUGUAUAUGUACAUAAUUCGUUAUAGCAUAAUGCUCACUUAUACAUAAAUAAAUUCAUUAGACUACC